GUCAAUCCGCGCGCUCCUCCAGCGGAGCCAAACUGCGCGCUCCUGAGUCUCUAUAUUAAUCCGGUAAAGCGCCGCUAUCCGUUCAGCACCACUGACUGUGUGAAGAGAGUUAAAGCGCUGACAGUGGGUGUUUAAGGACGGAAAGCUCUGGAAAUCGUUCUUCGUUUGGACAGCUACUUGUGUGUGAUUUUGUUUAAGUGACAGGAAGUUAAAUGCGUUUGACGCGUUUGUGAGAAGGACUCCAACAGUUUGUUCAACAUAUGCACUGACUGUUCUCACUCGGAUUCGGUUCUCACUGGAAAAAAAGCUUUGGAUCUCCACUAACUACAUCUGUGUUUCGGUCUUAUGCUUGUUUUAAGUGAUUUAUAUUAGCCUGUGGUCAAAGAGCUACACGCAUUUUUAUUUAAAUAACAUACUUCAAUGUUUUUUUCGAAUAUCUGACUUUGUGGAAUUGCGUUUUUUACGCCAAACGUCUUUUUUUACUCCAACUAACUGAAUUUACUUAAGUUUUUGAUGAUGAUGAGAGCUCUUUUUGUGGCACUGCUGCUUUUAUACGCGUCAGGGAGCGGGAAAGUGGCUGGCGCGAGUGGCGCAAAAGGAAACCGCUUCGUGUGCACUGCCGUGCCCGCGGGCACCGACCUUAGUUGCCCGGUGGACACGAACAACCGGGUCCAAAGCACAAGUCCCCAGGAGGAAGAGUUGCGGAAUACUAUCAUUCAGCUUCGAGAGACCAUCCUGCAGCAGAAGGAAACUAUCGUCAGUCAGCAGGGCACCAUCAAAGAGCUUAACUCCAAACUGGCGCGCUGUGAGGCGGACGCCAAGUCGCGAGGCAGCCCGCGCAGGAAGGAUUAUAGUAAAAACACGAUGGGCGAUCUGCCGCGUGACCCCACCGAAACUGUGGAGCAGCUGGGUAAGACCAUGCAGAGCCUCAAAGACCGACUGGAGAACCUGGAGCAGCAGCUGCGUACCAACACAUCAGGUGGAAUGUUUCCCAACGAGCUGAGAGACCUGCUGAAGCGUCGUCUGACAGACCUGGAGAGCCAGCUGCUGACCAGAGUGGCCGAACUGGAGGAGGAAAAGAGCCAGCUGUACAACGAGACGGCCGCUCACCGCCAGCGCACAGAGAACACCCUCAACUCGCUGCUGGAAAGGAUCACCGAGCUGGAGAAAAGUAACAGUGCAUUCAAAUCUCCAGAGGACUUCAAGGUGUCUCUGCCUCUGCGCACCAACUACCUGUACGGCCGCAUCAAGAAGAGCCUGCCAGAGAUGUACGCCUUCACCGUCUGUAUGUGGCUGAAGUCCAGCGCCAGUCCUGGAAUCGGAACCCCGUUCUCUUAUGGCGUCCCGGGACAAGCCAAUGAGAUUGUGCUGAUAGAGUGGGGAAACAGCCCUAUGGAGCUCCUCGUCAAUGAUAAGGUAGCUCAGCUUCCUCUCUCCGUGAGUGACGGCCGCUGGCAUCACAUCUGCAUCACCUGGACAACCAGAGACGGCUUCUGGGAGGCCUAUCAGGAUGGAGAGCGACUAGGGACUGGAGAGAAUCUGGCCCCCUGGCACCCAAUUAAACCUGGAGGAGUCAUUAUCCUAGGCCAAGAACAGGACAUCGUAGGUGGGAGAUUUGAUGCCACUCAAGCUUUCGUAGGAGAGUUAAGCCACUUCAACAUUUGGGACAGAGUCCUGCGUCCUAUAGACAUCUCUGCUAUGGCCAACUGUUCAGCCUACAUGCCUGGCAAUGUGGUGCCGUGGGUCGAUGCCAACGUGGAGGUAUUUGGCGGUGCCACAAAAGCAGCGCUGGAGAUUUGCGAAGACCGUCUCUUUGAUUCCUAAGGACACGUUUGUCAGUUUGGAAGCAUUCUCGUCAUAGAGGUAACCCACAUCCCAAUACUGCUCUGGGAAACAAAGACAGCUCAAAAAAACACGUUUACGUUCUCACAUGAUGGAUUAUAUCGUCUUCUAUUCUGCUUUCUGUUUGUUGAGACUUUGCUGUCAGCUGGACCAAUAACUAAAAUGACUGUGAUUAAUUAGAAAAAAAAAAUCAUUCUGCACAUUUCAAGGUCAGAAUAGAGUAUUUGCGGCUCUGGUUGAAGCUAAACUUUCUUGUUGAUAUGAUAUAUGCUUUUCUCUGUGCUGUGUCCUUCAGAAACUUCUUCUCUCUCCACAAACUCAUGGGUAUUUUAAGAAAUGCAGUAAAUGAUGGAUUUUUUUUGCCAUUUUCGCUUUGAGCUUUUGUCAUGUUGUGUAUAAGCCGAUGCCCUUCAAACCCCUGAAAAGAAUUCAACUGCAUAGUUUCUUUGUUAAACAUUAAUGAAUGAGCUGUGACGUUCAACACACGAGGAAGCAUUCAGACAGAAUUAUGUCUGUGUCUUUGAUCCAGAGAUUAGUGGAGGAAACAUUCACAUUUGAAAAAUCUGCUUUAACAUCGCUAUCCCUCAGCAGCUGCCGUCUCGAGCAGAUCUGACAUCCAGAAACCUUAAAAAGUAGCAAAGCUGCCAAGGACUGACCCGCAGCUCUCAGAAGCUCCCGGGGGAAGGUCUGGCUGCGGGACAGAACGGGACGGUCUGGCUGAUGUGGUUCACCUCGUGAAGCUACUUUAAUUUCAUUCAGUUUGUGAAUCCCAAAUUGUGCUGAUUUUUGACAUGCGCAGAACAUGGCGUAAUGAGAUUAACUGUGAGAACUCGACCAGGAAUGUGUGCUAUACUUUUUUAAUAGCGUUUUACUGAAACAAAAAAACAUAUUUUUCGUUCAGAUGAAACAGAAAUAUUGAUAGGCACUAAUGAGGUUGACAGCGCUUGCGCUUGUUUAAAGCGUGAUGUCAGGAAGUUUGAUUUAUCUGACAGUUUGAUGCUACAAAUGAGUGAAUCUCACGAAACCUGUCAAGAAUAUGCCCAGGUCAUAUUUUCCCCUCCAAAUUUAAAACAGAGAAAAAAGAGAAAUUAUAUUUUGCAUAAGAAAAUGCACUUUAACAUUAAAUUUAAGCACAUUUGCCCCAGAUUCUCAUUACCAUAAUGCAAAAAAAUAUAUUUUUAUUGUGAAGUGUUUAUGGUAGUCCUGUUUGCUUUUUUUACGUAAAUAUUAUUUUACUGUAAUUUUAUUGAAAUAAAAACAGUAUUACUGGCAUUACAAUAACGAGAAUCAACCUUGAGAACUCAAAAAAGGGAAAUGUGCAUAUAAUAAUAAUAGUGUCACAAAAAAAGAGGCUUUUUUUUAACCUGCAGAUGUUUUCGUGAGAUUCACUUGUGUGCUUUCUGAUUUUCUUAGUGCUUGAUAUAUUUAGAUGACUUCUUCAAAUUGUACAUUUGUGUUGAAGUAGAGCAGUGCAAUAUAUAUGGGACACUUUAUGUAAAUGUUGUCCUCAGCAUCGUUUCUGUGUUUUCGCGUCUAAAUGCACCGGCGGGCCUGUCGCUGUCGCUCCGUCUCGCUGUGUUACAUGGAUGUUUUCAUUUCAUCUUUCAACGUGUUGUGCACAAAGGCCAGAUCAAAGUCUGUGAAAUUCACUGUGGUGCGGCAUUCUUACACAAUAGACACUAAUAAUGCAUUAGUGUGUUUCCCUUGUCGACACGUGUUUGUAUUUGGGCUACAAGAGCUCUACCGCUCUACCGAAAUGCACUGGAAUGAGAUGACACUCUUCUGAAUACUCAGUUUCUUUCUUUUGAAUGUAAUCUACUGCUAUUUUGUGUCAUACAUGUACUUAGAGGAACAAAAAUCUCGUAUGUAAAUGCAUUUUGAUCUGUUAUGCUGCCUUCAGGUCCUGUUGAGAUCAUUAUAUGUCGUAACGACCAAUGGGAACCGCUGAAUUGAAUUAAAGAAUCAUGGUGGAUGCUAACUGAUAUUGGUCAUGAUUGUUGAUGAAGAACAAACAAUUAAAUUUGGGUGGUGAAGAGAUAAACCUUCAGUUGCACUCCUAAUGUGCAUCUUUUGCUCUUCAUUGGUUUCUUGUCAUUUCAGAAAUUGAAAAAGUAAUAGAAACUACGGAUUGUCCAGUGUGUCCAUGUUAUUCUGACCAAAUCGUAAUUAUGAUUUCCAAACACACAUGCAUGUUGGACUUGAAGGCAGCAUUAGGGCGAAAUGUUUACUUGUUUAUAAUCUGAUCUGAUUUUGUUUCAGAAUGUAACAUGAUAUUUUUGUCCAAAAUGAAUGGCCUUUUUCUGAGCACCGACUGUGCUUUCUGGGUUUUUCAAGGAUUCAACCUCUAAUGUAAGACCGCAGUGUGAAAUGACAAGGGCGAGGGAAAUAAUAGACCAAAAAAUGGGUUUAAUGUGAAAUCUCUCUUUCCUUGUAUACAGAGCAACCUGGCGAUGUUGUUCAGCAUGGAGGAAUGGUUGAAUGUCCUUCUUCACCCAAUAAAUGAUUCUGAAAAUCACUGA
Labeo rohita (rohu) is the source of this 4361-nucleotide messenger RNA. It is a transcript of the gene nptx2a, whose product is annotated as neuronal pentraxin 2a. Lineage: Eukaryota; Metazoa; Chordata; Actinopteri; Cypriniformes; Cyprinidae. The transcript is spliced from 5 exons. The record is from RefSeq and is a predicted model, not a curated record. The coding region runs from base 514 to 1824 and encodes 436 amino acids.